Nymphaea colorata (pocket water lily) is the source of this 753-nucleotide messenger RNA. RefSeq names its product lachrymatory-factor synthase-like. NCBI's taxonomy places the organism in Eukaryota, Viridiplantae, Streptophyta, Magnoliopsida, Nymphaeales, Nymphaeaceae. The coding region runs from base 73 to 606 and encodes 177 amino acids. The record is from RefSeq and is a predicted model, not a curated record. The transcript has a single exon.
UCUUAUCUUAUCUUUUUCCUCCUCAUUCUCUUUCCUUUCCUUUCUUUUCUCCCAUUCAUUUUUGCAGCGACAAUGGCAGAGGAAAUGCAGCAGCAGCAGGACAUGUACGAGGGGAAGGUGAAGGCCACCAUAAAAGAGGCGACGGCGGACCAAGUGUGGCCUCUCCUCGCCGAUUUCUGCGGCAUCCACAGGUGGAUGCCGAGCGUCGAAACACGUCUGGACGUAGGCGUCGCCGGAGAGAUCGGCUGCGUCCGGCACUGCGCCACGAAGGACCUGUCACCAGUCAACGGCGAGAGCGUGGGGUGGGCAAGGGAGAGGUUGACGAGCAUCGACCACGCCAGCCGGAAGCUGAGCUACGUCGUCGUGGACAACAACAUCGGCUGGAGGCACUACAAGGCGGAGUGGGAGGUCGUCGACGAGGAGGAUGCUGGAGGGUGCCGGGUCGAGUGGUCGUUCAGGAUGGAGCCGGACGAGGAGUGGGGCGAAAAGCCGCUAGGGCCUCUCGUGGCGUCUGCUUUGGAGACGAUAGCCCGGGCGAUUAAUGAGGAGUUCCUUGCAAGGGAUGAUGGUGGUCAAGGCCGGUAUGCCGUAGACGAGAGGCAGUAACGUGGCCGACUCCCUUGCCGGCCGGCAGUAGGAAGAGGGUUCUUACAUGACGUUUUUCUGUAGUUUUCUCUUCAUCUGCAAUUGUGGUCGGAACAUGACAAAACUUCGUGUCAGAUUUCAACUUUCAAGUUUUACUUUCACAGUGCA